CACCGGAAAUAAAAACUUAGUAACAAAAAAAGUUGUUUUCUCUAAAAUAAUGUCUCAUUUUGCUCCGAGUUUCUCUAUAUUAUAAUUUAUUACUAUAUAAUAAUUGUUUCUUUUCUCUUUUUAAGACGUACAUACUGAAAUCUUGCAACGCAGAUAAUUUGACUGUAAUAGUUCAUAGCGAAACAGAUGUGAACAUAAUUAAAUCUUUAGGAGAUUCAGAAACAACAGUUAUGAUAUUACUUAGCAAUUCAUCAACAAUGCAUUCAAAAUUGAAUCAUAAAACCAAAAUAGAUGGAUUUAUUACAACAAUCAAUUCAGUAAAACAACUCUCUGAAAUUUUGUUCAGACUUAAAUUAUCUCUAUGGUGGAAUAUUAUGAUACCGGUUUUCGUAUUAAACAAAUCAAGAGCAGGCUGCAGGGAUGCACAAGUGACUUUAAAAGCAAUCUGGGAAAUGAACAUUUUGAUAUCUUACUUUAUAUGUUUUGAUUCGCAGCAAAAACCAUUCAUUUACACCUUUAACCCCUAUACAAAACGUGUUCCUCAUCAGUGGAAAAUUAUAGGCGAAUUUACAAACAAAUCCUCACAUUGGACAUUAGUUAAUCGUCCAUACCACCAAAAAAAUUUCUGCGAUGGUUUCAAUUUUGAUCGCACUAAAUUUUUUGACAGUGCUCCAAUUAAUAUUGUUUGUUGUAUUUACGACUCUAACAAUACUUUACCAAAAACAGUCGAAGAGAAAAGUAAAUUAAUGAAUUUUUCCGAGCACGAUUUACAUAUUAUGGAUGCACUAAAAAUAGCAUUAAAUGUUUCACUGAAAUUUGAUUACGAUUACGGAGCGUAUCAACUUGAUCCAGAACCGCAUGGUGUCUUCAAUCAUUUAAAGAAUGGAACAUCUGAUCUCGCAAUGUGUACUAAAAGUUUAUCAGCAAUGUAUAAUUUUUCAGCAAGUUAUCCUUUAUUUUAUUCUGGCAUCUCUAUACUUUCACAUCAUCAAGGAUAUUAUACGCCUCUUGAAAAAAUUUAUAAUUAUUACGGUAUUUUAAUGAUUUCAGCUACAGCUGUCAUUGCAGUGAUUACGUAUGCUGUUGUUCUGUUUACAAAACCUAAAGAAUAUUCGUUUGCUGCGUUUGAAAUUCUUCGUUUAUUUAUUAAUAAUUCUCUUGAAACUAAAAUCAAUACUCUUUCACUUCGUAUAUUUUUUUCGGUAAUAUUUCUCUAUUUUCUUAUAAUACAAGCGACAUUUCAAGGAAAUUUAUCAAAAUUUUUAACUAAGCCAGAAUUGAAAAGAAACUCGGAAUAUCUAAGUGAUUUACAAAAAAAUUUUUAUGAUAAAGUUUAUACAACACAUUCGGGAGAGUUAGUUGUCAGAGACAAUGAAUAUGUUGCAAAAAAAAUAAAAAUAACAGAUUUUUAUCAAUGCAUAGAAUCUGUUGUCAAAGACGCAUCUAAUGUAUGUAUUGAAGAUUAUUUUUGGGUUUUAAUACUACUACGAAUUCACUUUUCGUCUUCAACAAACGAAGAAAUAUUGAGACCAAAUUUGUAUUUAUCAAAAAAUUUUUUAAGAAAUAACUUUCUCGCUUAUGCAACUCGCGAUGAUUGGCCUGUUAAAAAUAGAUUUGAUAAAGUUUUUAUGUUACUAGAAAAUUCAGGGCUUGCUAAAAAAUGGUCUGAUGAAGUUUUUGUCAAUCUUCAGUCAGUUAUAAAUAUUGUUGAAAAUUAUAAUUUUAAACCUAUUGAUCUUAAUACGGUAUCAUUUAUUUUUUAUUUCUUAAUAUUUGGAUUAACAUGCGCAACAAUAAGUUUUCUUAUUGAAAUACGAAUCGCAAGCAUCACAAAAAAAGUCACUAAAAACACUCGUAGAGUAAGAAGAAGAUUUAAUGAAAUUCAAUUCGAAUAAAUAUUUCAUAUUUUUUUUGUUAUUUUUUAACCCUACCCCGAUUAAAAAUAUUCAUUGAAAAGGAUUGAAAAUUAUUUCAAUUCUUUUCAAUCCCACGGAGGUUUUGGAAAGUAUUGAAUGGAAUUGAAAUUUCGAUCAUUUGAAUACUUUCUAAUUUUUAAAAUGGAAUUCAAAAGUAUUGAAAAGAAUUCAAUCUUUCAUCAUUUCAAUACCUUACAAUAUGGAACUAUUUUGGUACUGAGAAGGAUUCAGACAGAUUCAAAAAUUUCAAUUCAUUUGAAUUCUUUUCAAUCCCAUACGUGAAUCUAAAAUUCGAAACUUUUUUGGUAUUGAAAAGUAUUUAAAAAGAUUAAAAAUAUCAAUUCAUUUGAAUCUUUUCCAGUUCCUUGGAAGUUUAGAGAUUCUUAUAUUAUUUUGGGAUUGAAAAGUAUUCAUUUUAUGUCCAAAUGAAAACCUUUGGGUAUAGAAAGUAUUCAAAAGGAUUCAAUUCUCAUCUUUUUCAAUGAACAUUUUUAAUGAAUAUUUUUAAUCAGGGUAGUCCGGUGUCGUUGUUUUCAGCACCCGCACAGUAAAAAAGGAUUCGUCAAAAUUGACACUUGCCGUGUCUGGAUCAACUCUGAAUCAAGUUUUAUUAAUGACCCAAGUAACUUAUUCGGAAUCUUUUUGCAAUCAGUUUCGGAGUUUUUUUAUACGGGAAUUUUCAAUUAAUUUUUAUAGUUUUGUUUUUGACUCUGCAUAAACAGCAAUAAAUUUAAUAGAACUUCAUUAAAUAAUUAAUACUAUUAAUUGAUUAAUCAAAUAAUUAAAUUUUGCAAAAAUCUACGCUACUUUAUGCGACUUGAGAAUUCGAACAGUAUCAGUGACAUCUAUCGCCAAUUCAAGAUUUGCAGUUUAAAGAGUCGUAGACAAUUAGCUGACCUGUCCUUCUUUUAUAAAGUAAUUAAUGGGCUGGUAGAUGCCCCUGAAAUUCUGGCUGAUUUUGGCUUUAUUUGUUCGAGAACUGACCUGAGAACUAAGAGGAUACUAUCGGCUCAUAGGUCUGGCAAAAAUUAUGUGUAUCAUGGGCCAAAAAACAGAAUCGCUAGACUGGUUAACCAAUACUCUACUGAUACCAACUUUUUUGGUGGAUCCUUCUCCUCAUUCUCGACGGCGGUGAAAAAGAUUUUAUGUACUAUUUGAUUCUAUUAGGUUGUCUGUAAUAAUACUUAUACAGGCAAUAUGGUGCAAUAUGUUUUUCUUUU
Messenger RNA from Microplitis mediator, 3136 nucleotides. RefSeq lists its product as uncharacterized. Lineage: Eukaryota; Metazoa; Arthropoda; Insecta; Hymenoptera; Braconidae. The transcript has 2 exons. The record is from RefSeq and is a predicted model, not a curated record. The coding region runs from base 231 to 1895 and encodes 554 amino acids.